Hirsutella rhossiliensis is the source of this 4212-nucleotide messenger RNA. Its product is annotated as ATP-dependent DNA helicase PIF1. The record is from RefSeq and is a predicted model, not a curated record. Lineage: Eukaryota; Fungi; Ascomycota; Sordariomycetes; Hypocreales; Ophiocordycipitaceae. Bases 1 to 4212 code for a protein of 1403 amino acids. The transcript is spliced from 6 exons.
AUGAAUCGGCAGCCCGGGGGAGAGCGGAAGAGGAAGGGCCGCACCCCCGGCGGGCAGGCCGAAGGGAAAUGCUCCCGGGUCCGGGUGGGCCAGAAAACCCCAAGACGGAGGGAGCUGCAGGCCGAGGACCUAGCCAGCGUACUGCAGCACCUCGAGGAGGAGUUCGCGGCGGGCGAGAGGCUCGCAGACGAGCAGACGUGGUGCAUGCCGGUGCCGCGCGCGAGGCAGGUGCGAACGGUGCAGAGGUUCUACCGGGCGUUCCACGACGCCGGCACGCUACCGGUCUCGACCUGCAAGGUAUGUUACCGGAAGCGGUCAAGAGAGGAGCUAAGGGAAAUGGCGUGGGGGAGGUGGCCAUGGCGGAGCCCCGUCACGGAGGGCGGCCGGUCUCUAUUCGCGUGCCGAAGCUGCUUCCCCGAGGGCCGGGCGGUGCCGGUAUGCGCAGAGUGCGCGCGGUGCCUCGGGCGUGAGAGGGCUUCGCCUGGCAUGCACCUCCACGGCCGGCUCGGCUGCGAGCACGCGUACCCCGACGAGCUCAAGGGCCUCACGCCGGUCGAGGAGAAGCUGAUCUCGCUCAACUCGUGCUACGGCUUCGUGACGAGGUAUAGCAUCCCCGGCGGGCAGAGGCAGAGCGUGAGGUAUCCGAGGCACGUCAAGGGCCAUAUCACGGUAUUCCCGAAUGACGUGCAGGGGCUGGUGACCAAGGUGCUCCCGCACCCGCUAGUCCGGGUUAUGGACGAGAUCCAUGUCUCGUGGCAGGGGGCCGAGAAGCCGGGGCCACGCGACCUGUCGGGCCUCCUGUCGGUAAGGCGGCGGGCGGUCGAGAGGGCGCUCGUCUGGCUUAAGGAGAACAACCCGCUCUACGGCGAGGUCGAGAUCGACGUGGCGGAGAUGGAGAGCUGGGGGGCGCCGCCGCACGGGGUGCCGUCGGUGGUAUGCGAGCGCCUGGAGCGAAACGAGCCGUCAGCGCGGGAGAGGACGCGGACCGCGCAGGUGGUGCCGCCGACGGAGCGGGCCAUGGACGACGAGGGCGCGGUCGAGAUCGAGGAGAUCCUCGUCAUGUUAAGCCAGGGGCGGGAUCCCGCGGAGAGGAGUCGCGACGUCAGGCCCACGUGCGACGACGAAGAGGACGGCGCUAGGCCCGAAGAGGGCGGGGAAGUAAUCAACGAGGUGACGUCGUCCGGCAUGUUCCCGCUCGAGCCGCCAGGGGUGGCGGACGCCGAGAAGAUUCGCUUCGCCCGCGACGCCGUCGGGCCCGACGGAGCGCGCGCCCGCGCAGGCCCGAGGACGUGGGUGGGGGCGGCGGCCGGAGGGGCGGCGCGCGGCGGCGAUGGCGACAAGUACGAGCCCUAUAUCCAGGUACGGCGCGGCAACGAGUUCGCCGACUCGGCGGACGCCUCCUUCUUCGCCAAGACCUUCCCGACGCUAUUUCCCUUUGGCGUGGGGGGGCCGAGGCUCGCCGACGAGGCCGCUACCCGUGGAAGCGAGACUACCGGGUGGCGGGGCCGGGCUGCCGAGGCGGAGCGGGUCGCGGAGGGCCUCACGUCGACCCGGAACAUGAACCUCCAAGCAUGGGCCGACGUCGUGCUACGGCGCCACGGCGGCCGGAACCGCCAGGCCAGUAUGCUAGGCGUAACGAGGAAGAACUUCGCAAAGGUCGAGGGUCUACUAAAGUCGUUAACGACGCAGAGGCUCGAGGCGGCGAGGGUCGAGCUCGAGGCCACGGGCAAGACCGGCGACGACGGGGUAAAGGAGCUCCUCCGGUCCCUAUCGGUGUUUGGCCACCGGCAGCCGAUGUCGAGGGAGAGCCGCCUAAGUAUGCGGAAGAAGAUACUAUCUCUCAUCGUCAGAUACGGGGUGCCGGCCAUUUGGUUCACGCUAAACCCGAACGAUAUUACGAACCCGGUAAAGCUACGGCUGGCGGCGUACCGCGCCCGCGACCCCGAAGCGGCCGAGGCCUUCCUAAGAGAGCUAGGGACUGCGUAUAAGCGGGUGCGGCUGGCGAUAGCGGACCCGAUGAGCGCGGCCGUCUUCUUUCACCGGGAGAUAAAGCUCUUCUUCGAGCAUUACGUCGACGUCGGGGACGAGUCGGUGUUCGGGCACGUCGGGGCGUACUACGGGGCGGUAGAGACGAACGAACGAGGUGCUCUCCACCUCCACGGGCUUCUCUGGCUAAAGGGCAAUGCGCGCCUCGGCGAGGCGCUGGCCGGCGCCGGCGGCGAGGAGCAGGCAGCGUACCGGGAGCGAAUAAUCCGCUACGUAGACAGCGUCUUCUCCGAGGAGCUAGACGCAGAAGGGCACCACGCUGUGCAGGCGGAGCGGUCGAUCACGGCGCACAUGUCGUCGUGGCUUGACGACGUCGAGCGCUUUACGGACGCGUUCGACGAGGAGGCCAACUUCUGCGCCGGCGCGACGCAGGUCCACACGCAUAGCGCGACCUGCGUCAAGUACUCGCUCGCGGGGGCCGGUCGUAAGGGCGACCUCUGCCGUUUUAAGGCGCCCUGGAGGCUAGUAGAGAGGACGGCGCUCACGGCGGACGGCGUGCUGGAGAUCCGGCGGACACAUAGCAUGGUGAACCGGUGGAACAAGGCGAUGGCGGUAGGGCUGUGGCACAACCACGACAUCUCGUUCAUCGCGACGCAGCGCAAGACCAUGGCCCUGAUCUACUACAUCACCAACUAUGCGACUAAGGUAGAGGACCCUACGUGGAAGCGGGUGGCCGCCGCGGCCGAGUUACUCCCGACCUUAGAGCCGACAGCAGAGAGCAGUAUCCCCAGCGCCGACCGCAACGAUAGCGGGGGGAACGGAGCCGGAGAGGAGGCCGCGGCGGACCCUAUGGGGAACAAGACGAGGGUAUUCCUACUAAAGGCGGCGAACCGAAUCUUCACGGAGCGCCCGCUAUCCCAGGUCGAGGUGAUCGCCGACCUCCUGGGGUAUCCCGCGGAGUUUUGCAGCGGCGCGGCGUGGGCGUACGUGAACACGAACCAGCUCUACUGGGCCGUCUUCCGCCAGUGGCGGCACCUCCGACUGGCGAGCGGGGUAGAGGCGACGGCGAGCGACGCGCCGGACGAGACGGUCGUCGUCGAGGAGGCGGGGCCGAGGAUCUCCUUCAUCGAGGCCUACCGGCAUAGAGGCGGGCUCCUACAGGGCCUCUGUCUCUACGACUACGCGUCGCUCGUAAGGCUGAAACGGAAUGGCGGAGGCGCCGAGGGCUGCGCGGCCUGGGGCGAGAUACCCUUUAACGAGAGCUGGGCUCCGGGAAGGACUGGGCGCAAUAAGGAGUUCGGCGAGGAAGACGAGGAGUCAUGUCAUCGGAGGGCGGCGGUGCAGCAUCUAGCGCUGUUCGUGCCGUGGGAGGCAUUCGUCUGCGAGGAGACGGGCGACAUCAACGAUAUCUGGGCGCGGGAGCGGGCGGCGCUGGCGCCGAGGAUCGCGCGGCUCGCGGACAACGUACAGCUGCUCCGGCGGUCGGCGGAGGACGCCAAGCGCGACGCCAGGCAAUGGGCCGCUACGACCGAGGAGGGCGAGCCGGCGGCGGCGGCACGCGCCAACGAGGGCGCGGAGGAGGCGGCCGAGGGGGGCGGGCAGGUGUACCGCGCCGGCGGCGCAGGCGACGCGGCGCGGCUCAUCGACGUUGUCCGGAACGCCGCCGGCGCGGGCCAGGUAACGGCGCGGUCGGCGGAGCUGCUGGCGAUGACGCAGCAGCUCUGCCGGUUUCAGCAGUCGGCGCUCUCGUCGGCGGCCGAGCUCGAUGCGACGGUAAGAGCCAUCAAGUCGCAGCAGAGGAGCGCCGCGCGGGAGCGGGAGCGGGCGAUCCAAGGAAUCCAGGGCGGCGCGGCGGCGUCGGCGCCCGGGGCCGACCGAGGUGCGGCGCUACGCGGGGUGAUGGGCGGCUUCGGCGAGGACGACGUCGAGGUGACGGCAGCGGACGCCGACGCGGGGAUGCGUGUGCGGCUCGGCCCGUCGAGCUCGUUUGUCGCCGCCGGCAGGGAGCUAGCGGGCCGGCUAACGCUUAACGAGAAGCAGUCGAUCGCCCUCCGCAUCAUAUGCCGCCAGCUCGAUCAGGCCCGGCAGGGCGGCGACGCCGGCGACAGCGGCGACGCCGGCCAGCUCUGUCUAUUCGUCGGCGGCGAGGGCGGUACCGGCAAGUCGCGCGUCAUUGAGGCGCUCGUCGAGCUGUUCGCCCAGAGGACCUAUCGAGCCAGCUACUAA